Messenger RNA from Medicago truncatula (barrel medic), 1940 nucleotides. RefSeq names its product AAA-ATPase At4g25835. Lineage: Eukaryota; Viridiplantae; Streptophyta; Magnoliopsida; Fabales; Fabaceae. The transcript has a single exon. The record is from RefSeq and is a predicted model, not a curated record. The coding region runs from base 153 to 1715 and encodes 520 amino acids. Gene Ontology annotation, molecular function: ATP hydrolysis activity; ATP binding.
UCAAAACACAAAACAUUAACCUUUACCAAACCAUGUUCAUUCUUUUAUGCAACGUAUAUAUAUAACAACCUCAAAAAGAAACAUUCUCAUUCACGUUCCUAUUCAAUUAUUCACAACAUACAACACACAAAAAUCUAAACAAAACACCAAAAAUGGAGAUAUUGUCACAAAUGUGGUCAUUGUUAGGGUUACUAACAGUUCUCCAAAACGUACUUCCAACACAGCUUCUCUCAGUGCUUCAUUCACUGUACGAAUCACUUCAAGAUCUUCUUUCUCCAUACUCAUACUUUGAAAUUCCCGAAUUCAACGGUUACUGCGGCGUCGAACUCAACGACCUCUACCGCCACGUCCAUCUCUACCUCAACGCCGUCAACCACUCCUCUGCCACCGCAUGCCGCCGUCUCACACUCUCACGCUCUCCUUCCUCCAACCGCAUAUCCUUCGCUGUUGCACCAAACCACACCGUCCAUGACACGUUCAACAACCACCGUCUCUCAUGGACACACCAUGUAGACACCAUGCAGGAUUCUGUAGAAGAAAAACGCAGCUUCACGCUCCGUUUUCCGAAGCGUCACCGUCACGCGCUUCUCUCUGCGUAUCUCUCUCAUGUCACCUCACGCGCCGAGGAGUUUGAGCGUGUCUCACGUGAACGGAGGCUUUUCACGAAUAAUAACGGAACCGGUUCAUUUGAAUCGGGUUGGGUUUCGGUUCCGUUUCGUCAUCCUUCUACUUUUGAAACGCUAGCACUUGAACCCGAUUUGAAAAAACAAAUCAAAGAUGAUUUAACAGCUUUUGCAUCGGGUAAAGAGUUUUAUCAUCGGGUCGGGCGAGCUUGGAAACGUGGUUACUUGCUUCAUGGUCCACCUGGGUCGGGUAAAUCCAGCCUCAUUGCUGCAAUGGCGAAUUUUCUAUGUUAUGAUGUUUAUGAUUUGGAACUUACGAAAGUUUCUGAUAACUCCGAGCUUCGUUCACUUUUGAUCCAAACAACAAAUCGUUCAAUUAUCGUUAUUGAAGAUAUUGAUUGUUCUGUGGAUUUAACCGCAGAUAGAAUGUCGAAGAAAAAUGGUGCAAAGUCGUUGUCUAAGUCUAAGAAACAUAAAACAACAUCGUUUUCUGGUUCGAGUUGUGAUGAGAGUAGUCGGGUCACACUUUCGGGGCUCCUUAAUUUUACGGAUGGGCUAUGGUCAUGUUGUGGAGAAGAGAGGUUAGUAGUUUUUACAACUAAUCAUAGGGAUAGUGUUGAUCCUGCAUUAGUUAGGUGUGGACGCAUGGACGUGCACGUGAGUUUAAGCACGUGUGGGGUCCAUGCGUUUAGGGAGUUGGCAAAGAAUUACCUUGGGCUGGAGUCACACGUGAUGUUUGAGGCAAUCGAAGGGUGUAUUCGUUCGGGUGGGUCCCUUACACCGGCACAUGUGGGGGAGAUUUUGUUGAGGAAUAGGAGGGAUGUUGAUGUGGCAAUGAGGGAGGUUUUGUCUCUUAUGCAAGGCAGGGUGGUUGUUGUUACAUCUGCUGCUGAUCAGACAGAUAAUGAGGAGUUGGCAAUGAUCGGAGUGAGGUCACCAGAGAGUGUUCUUCUAAUGGGUUCACCGGAGAAUUGGGACUCUUUGAGUGGGAAGAAGAGGAAAGAGCAACAACAUGGGUCCAAUAAUUUAGAUAAGAAGGUUAAGUUUUUUGUGAGGUUGAGGUCGUUGACCAAAUCUGACUCUGGGAGAUGAUGUUUAUUUUAAGAGAGAAAUUUAAUUCAAUGCAACUGUGUUAUGACCUGUGGUUUCAUGUUUUAUUAUUUUGUAAAGCAUAUUAGUGUAUGAUUUGUUUCCGUCUAGUUUUUUUGUACUAUGUAUGGUUUAUUUGUUAAAGAUCCUUGAUUAGAUUCGUUGACAUGAACCAUAUUUGACUAUUUGUAGUUAAUUACUGAACAGAACAACAAGUAACUAUUCUCC